CGCCCCGCGUGGCUCUCAGCCCGCGCCCUUGCGGCGGCCUGGCGCCCUCAUGCGCCGCAGGGGCGCGGGGGGCAUUGGCACGGCCGAGGGGCCGCCAUGCAGCGGCCGGCCUCCCAGGGCGCGCCCCGCCACCCGGCGCAGCGGCCCGCCCGGUGCGCUGCCCCGCCGCCCCGGUUGCCCGCAGCCGCUGGCGCGCAGGGCCAUGCCAGCAUCGGCGCGGCCCUGCGCCGCCCAGGCUCGACGCCGGCUGGCGCUGCCCGGCCAGCGAGGAGCGCGGGGGCACCGAAGCGCGGCGGGGCGGCGGCCCGGGCGCGCGGGAGGCAGAUGGACACCAACCCGGUGGAGUAUUGGGACGCCCAGGCCCGGGACUACGACGGGAACAUCUUCUCCACUAUCGACGAG
Prorocentrum cordatum is the source of this 402-nucleotide messenger RNA. Lineage: Eukaryota; Dinophyceae; Prorocentrales; Prorocentraceae. The record is from the annotation of a GenBank genome assembly.